Molecule: messenger RNA, 3293 nt
Organism: Physella acuta
Lineage: Eukaryota; Metazoa; Mollusca; Gastropoda; Physidae
Product: leucine-rich repeat-containing protein let-4-like
Cellular component (GO): plasma membrane
Molecular function (GO): protein binding
Source: RefSeq, a predicted model, not a curated record
UGAAAGGGGUAGCGCGGAGUGGAUUUAGGGACGAUCUAGUUUCCGUGCGACGCCGCUGCAAGCAAGAAGACCCGCGCACACAAUAAAAAAAAAAUUUAAAAAUAAAAAAAUAGUCGCACACAGGAGAGGGGAACCAUUUCUUCACAUGGGGCUGCUUGUGUAUACACACGAUUUUCUAACCGUGCACGGAUUAAGAUUAGGAUUACAUGUUCGUGCGGGGAUAAUUAGCUGGAUUGGAUAAGCUCUUCUACCAUUUUAAAACCUCAGACUGUGACACAACGAGAAGCGAGAAGUACAGCGCCAGUGUGGCUGGACUGAUACGACCGAGUUAGCCUCGAGCAAGCCCCUCUAGCAGACGACUCAUGUGCUCAGCAGACGGCAGACGUCCGCCGGCCGAUGACCAAUGUUAACAUGACCCCGGGGUCGGGGUGGACCGACCCUCCUACAACGCUUGACGUCAUGAUGUCACUGACGUCACAUAGAUACCGCGAAGACACAUGAGACCGAACGGUCAAUGAACAACAGCAAAUUACCACCAAGCAAUUAACAACUUGACACACGGAUAUAAUUUUAAUUAAGUGAGCGGCGAGCCAAGACAACCGUUCAUACAUCCAAACCAUCGACAUCAGGACAUGAAUGGUUGGUCCCCGUCAUGACGUCACUGCUGGCCUGGCUCCUCGUCGCUAUGCUCGGGGCGUCCAUCGAGGGCGCCGAGCUCUACUCCGCCCUCGGCGCCCGUGACGACGACGACCCGGACAACAAAACCCAGACCCAGGCGCCCGCCUGCCCCAAAAUGUGCUCCUGCGCCCUCCAGGUCUUCCCGGAACUGGACACCCCCCGCCCCCUCCUGGUGGUCAACUGCUCGAGGUCGGGGCUGGUGGAGUUCCCGGCGCUGCUGCCCAGCGGGACACAGGUGCUGGACCUGUCCCACAACAAGCUGCAGAACCUCAGCUACCUGCCCCAGCUGCCCGAGCUGCUGGCCCUCGACGUCUCCAGCAACUGGAUGAAGCAGCUGGACAACCACUGGGUCUUUGAGCACGUCAGCAAGCUACGGCAUCUCAGACUGGCCGACAACGCCCUGUCCUCCCUACAACACGGCAGCUUCAGCGGUCUGGGUGACCUCAAGAUGCUGGACCUGGCUCACAACAUCAUCAGACGGGUGGACACGCACGCCUUCAGUGGACUGCUCAACCUAGAGGUGCUAAGGCUGGACGAGAACGACCUGUACCAGCUGAAGCGUGAGUGGUUCCUGUCCUUGACCUCCCUCCAGCGGCUGCACGCGGGCAAGAACCUGGUGGCGUGGCUGGAGAACGACACCUUCAACAAGCUCAGCCGUCUGCAGCAUCUGGACCUGUCCGACAACUCUCUCCGUGACAUCCCGGACAACUCCCUCAACGGCUUGCACAGCCUCAGACUCCUCAACCUGUCCGGGAACUCCAACCUCCGGGAAGUUCCGAGUAAAGCCCUCCGCGCCGUGUCUGGUAUCAACAUCCUGUUGCUGGACGGCACGUCCAUAGAGAGACUCGCCUCGUUUAGUUUCUCCUCCCUGGGGGUCGGGGAGAUCUCACUCAGCUUCAUGCCCAGGCUGAAAGUGGUCGAGAGGUCAGCGUUCCACAACCUGACCAACCUCAGGACGUUGCAGCUCCACGACAACCCCCGCCUCAUCUACAUCCACCCCUCGGCGUUCACGUCGCUCCCCCUGCUGCGUCACCUCCUCCUCCACAACAACGGUCUGGUGGCCGUCCCCGGGCAGAUCGUCCAGUCCCUGCCGUCGCUGGUCGACCUCCACCUCCACCACAACCCGCUGCUCUGCGACUGCAACGUCUACUGGCUGCGGCAGGAGCUGAGCCUGGAGCACCACUACCAGCCUAGAGGCAGCAUAUCAUCCACAGACCACAUAUCCACUGACCACAUACCAUCCACAGACCACAUAUCCACUGACCACAUACCAUCCACUGACCACAUAUCAUCUACAGGCUUCCCUUCAUCAUCCACAGACUUCGCCGUACCAUCCACAAGCACCAUGACGAUAGAGAUCGUCCCAAACAGAACUUACAUCAGCGAGCCCGGUCGGGUUUCCUGUUUCUUCCCGGCAGGAAACUCCAGCCUGCCUCUCAUCCAGCUACCUAUGCAGUACUUCUCCCCCACCUGCCCGCCCACCACCCUCCCUCUGUAUCCGCCAUCCAUCAACGCCAGCGUGGGCGAUGAACUCAGGCUGGAGUGCCACGGCCUGGGCGUGCCGACCCCCAGCAUCUCCUGGCACCUCCCCGGGGGUCGCCAGCUCAACUCCUCAUACACCCCCACCAAAGACGACUCCAUCAAACCACCGGAUCUACUAGACGAGAACACCCUGUACAUAAAAUCCCUCACCCUCACCGACAGCGGCACGUACAUCUGCCGGGCCGUCAACUCGCUCAACGAGGACGUCACCGCCACCACAGUUCGUGUGCUCAACAAACCCCUCACCAUCUCCGACGCCAAAGUCGGCAACGACUACAUCACCCUGUCCUGGAAGGGUUCCAUCCCGCGCAACCAAAUGUCGGACUUCCAGCUUUUUUACAAAGAACUCUUCUCCAUACCCAACCCCACCGAAACAACGGACACUGAGGUCAAUACUGCCGAGGAGCCUAAACCGGACCAAUCCACCCUCAACGGGUUCGACGUCGUCUCGCUUCACGCCUCCGUGCACAAAUGCACCAUCACGGGUCUCAAACCGCUGACGACCUACCAGGUGUGUUUGGUAUACAAAGCGGUGCACACCAUCCAGUGCAACAACUACACCACCACGCAGGACGUGCAGGUGGUGCGCGCAGACGGAAUCGUCCGCGUCAGCAAGACGCAGGUGGGGGCGGGGGUGGCCUCGGUGUUCGGGGUGCUGCUACUGGUGGCGGUGGUGCUGGUCGUGCGGAAGGUCCGGCACCGCAAGGAUUACCUGGACCCGCUGGCCGAGGAGGAGAAGACGAACAUUCCCUUGGAGGCGCUGCCGCCCGCCGCGCCCAGCACCCCCUUGACAUCCUCAAGGACGGCGUUGUUGACAAACUCUCAGAUUUGAAGUGUUUAAAAAAACCAAGCGAACGGCUAAAACAAAACUACGAUCUCUAGAACGAUCCCCAGAAAACCUGAAUUUCUUAAAAUCGGGCGAAGUAUGAUAAAAUCUACAAAAAGGGGAGAUCACUAUAAAAGAUUUUUUCUUUAAAGAUUACAUUAUUCCAACAAUGAUAGGACCGGUGUUUUAUAUGCAUCACAUCCAUUGCUGAACGAUUUGUAAAUAAGAAUCCCCCCACCCCCCCCCC